Messenger RNA from Symbiodinium pilosum, 235 nucleotides. The record is from the annotation of a GenBank genome assembly. NCBI's taxonomy places the organism in Eukaryota, Dinophyceae, Suessiales, Symbiodiniaceae.
GAUGAGGCGGACAUCUUUGGCGCGCUCUUUGCAGACGUCAUGCUCUCCAUCGGAGGACUGGUGUUGGUCUUCCUACUGAUCUGCCUUCACACGCAAAGCCUCUUGCUUUCGUGCGUCGGGGCGCUGUUAGUGCUUGAGUGCAUUCCGCUGGGUUACGUCUUUUUCAAGCAGUUCUCCAACCUCCCGAAAAUCAGCAUCGUCAACUGCGUCUCCACCUUUGUGAUCAUUGGUGUUG